Molecule: messenger RNA, 1571 nt
Organism: Cuscuta epithymum
Lineage: Eukaryota; Viridiplantae; Streptophyta; Magnoliopsida; Solanales; Convolvulaceae
Source: the annotation of a GenBank genome assembly
CCCUAUUUCUCACCUUAUAAAAGUAUCCGUAUCUCACCUAUGGCCGAGACGCAUAAACUUCAGGUAAAAACCAUCAUGAACUGCGCCAAGUAUUUUUUCAAUUUCAAAAAUGUGAUGAAGCUUGAUGAUUUAGUGAAACCUGGUGUUAUCAUCGCGCCACGAUUUCUUUGUAUAAUACAAAAGAUGAGCAACGAACAAUCGACCUCGGCUCCCCGCCCUAACUAUGCGCCCAUGUCCGAAGCGGAGCGCAACAACGAAGGAGCUGUUUGGGUGACCCCUGCAGAAGUUCUUUUUGACGAAGAAGUGUUCAAAGGCAUCAAAAGCAUAAUCGGAGGACACUUUCUUGGCACUUGGGCCACGUACUCGGAUGUUGACCCCAAGGUUCGCGAACUAUGGUGGAACCUGUUCAAGGGUCGCUAUCGUUGGACUCACGCAAACGGUGUCGAUAUUCUUAAAGCCUACAAUGCUAGGAUUUCGACCUGGCUUCGCGCCACUUUUAAACGUGCGCGAAAAAGUUCGAAAAAGCCUAAAUGGGUUUCGGAUGAAGUGUGGUCCAACCUUUGUCGCCACUGGUCUUCUGAUCCGAAAUUCUUGGCCAGAAGUGAAUCCGGUAAGAAAAACCGGAUGUCCGAGAAGGCCUUGGAGAUGCAGUGGCACGGGGGUCGCAAAUCUCAGAAUGCCCAUAAAGAAACUCUUGCUGGUCCUGAGAAGAAGAGGGUUGGUGUUCUCCGGCUCGUCAAGCAUUGCUGGACGAAGCACGGCGAGGAAUCUGAAGCCGAUUUGCCACCCCGCCUCGCUGACUUCGAAACGAAGUACAACGAAUCCGUUGACAGGCAGCGUGCGGCACGAGACUUGACCCAGGAGGACGACCUCGAUUCCGAUGCGGAUGAUGAGGCGGCCAUUGAGGCGGCCGGGGUUUACAAGGGCCGGGUUCCGUGCUUGGGGGCCGAGGGGCAACGGAUUUUGUAUGAUCGAAGCACCGGCGCUUCCUCUUCUCGGUCAAGGCGGGGAGAAGAUCCUCGUAUUGCUGCACUGCAGCGUGAACUGGAGGAGCACGAACGGCGAUGGGAGGAGCAGCGGAAAGCAGAUGAGGCCACAAAAGCCCGGUUGGAGGAGAUGGAACGGUACAUGCGUGCCGGAUUCCAGCCUCCGCAACAGCCUUUUCCUCCCCCGUACGUAUUCCACCCUGAGCAAACUCCUCAAGUUCCGCACAUGGGCGGUAUGGGAUUUUUCCCCAACUCCGGAUACGGUGGCAUGCCUAUGAUCUCCCCGAAUUUCGGAUCUAUGUCCUUUGAUUUUGUGAGGUCAUCCGGAGGAGGUAGUGGUCCACCGAGCCAUGGACCCCGAGGAGGACCCCGAGGAGGAACCCGACCUGACCCCGAAGACCCCCCCGUGAACCCAGAUGAGUUUCUUGUUGAUGAUGAUGAUGAAGAAGAAGAAGAAGAAAAUCCUAAUUUUUUUCAUAAUGGAGUCCCACGAAGGGACAUGUAAUCAUCAUACAUUUAUACUUUGUUGUUUGUCAAAACAUUUAAAAGUUUGUCACAAUAUUUAUUAAGUUUGUUGUAUGUCUU